Messenger RNA from Insectozyma verbasci, 210 nucleotides. The record is from the annotation of a GenBank genome assembly. NCBI's taxonomy places the organism in Eukaryota, Fungi, Ascomycota, Pichiomycetes, Serinales, Debaryomycetaceae.
AUGAUUUUUGCCAGUAUACGAAGAAUUUUCCAAUCAUUUCGUACUGAAGAAGAAGAAAGAUUGUAUUCAAGAGCAGCUUUUUUCAACUUAUUAGGUUUUUUAGGUAGUUGUGUUUUAUUUUCAUUUGUUGCUCAACGAUUAUCUAGACAUCCACGUGAAUUGGCUCAUAUUGCAAGAGCAGAUGCAUUAAUUAAAGCUAUUAAAUUAUAA